UACUUUGUGAUUGGACCUAAGUGCUACUUGCAGUAUGGUAUCGUAUUAUAUUGGACUACAAAAGUGCUUUUUUGAAUUUCAAAGCAAUUUCAUGGGAAGUAGCUAGCUAACUACUUGUUCUGUUGGUGAAUUGGAAGUAUCAACGAAGGGCCAUGGACCUGAAUGAUACCAACCUGCAAACUCUGACCGAGUUUCUCCGGAAAACUCUUGAUCCGAAUCCCUCUGUCAGACGACCAGCGGAGAAGUUUCUUGAGUCUGUGGAAGGCAAUCAGAACUACCCAAUCCUGCUACUCAAACUGCUGGAACAAUCCCAGGAUAAUGUGAUCAGAGUCUGUGCUGCAGUCACUUUCAAGAACUACAUCAAGAGGAACUGGCGCAUUAUUGAAGAUGAACCAAACAAAAUCUCAGAUGUGGACAGAUCUACCAUCAAAGCCAACAUUGUAAAUUUGAUGUUGACAAGCCCAGAGCAGAUUCAGAAACAGCUGAGUGAUGCCAUCAGCAUUAUUGGCCGUGAGGACUUCCCUCAGAAGUGGCCGGAGCUCCUGAAGGAUAUGGUGACGCGCUUUCAGAGUGGAGAUUUCCAUGUAAUCAAUGGUGUCCUGCGCACUGCUCACUCACUCUUUAAGAGGUAUCGACAUGAGUUUAAGUCUAAUGAGCUUUGGUUGGAGAUUAAACUGGUGCUGGACACAUUUGCCCAACCUUUGACUGUGCUCUUUAAGGCUACAAUUGAACUGUGUCAGAACCACGCUUCGGACGUCAAUGCCCUGAAGGUCCUCUUCUCCUCCCUUACACUCAUCGCCAAGCUUUUCUACAGCCUCAAUUUCCAGGAUCUUCCAGAGUUUUUUGAAGAUAACAUGGAAACCUGGAUGACACAUUUCCACAGCUUGCUGACUUUGGACAACAAGCUCCUCCAAACAGACGAUGAGGAGGAGGCUGGCCUCCUGGAGCUGCUCAAGUCUCAGAUCUGCGACAAUGCGGCCCUAUACGCACAGAAGUACGACGAGGAGUUCCAGCCCUACCUGCCCCGCUUCGUCACCGCCAUCUGGAACCUGCUGGUCACCACAGGGCAGGAGGUCAAAUACGACCUGCUAGUGAGCAAUGCAAUUCAGUUCCUGGCGUCUGUUUGUGAGAGGCCGCACUACAAGAACCUGUUUGAGGACCAGAGUAUUUUGACCAGCAUUUGUGAGAAGGUCAUCGUUCCCAACAUGGAGUUCAGAAGUGCUGAUGAGGAGGCUUUUGAAGAUAACCCAGAGGAGUACAUCAGGAGAGACCUGGAGGGCUCAGACAUAGACACACGCCGCAGGGCCGCCUGUGACCUCGUGCGGGGCCUCUGCAAGUUCUUCGAGGGCCCAGUCACCACCAUCUUCUCUGGCUAUGUCAGCUCCAUGCUAGCCGAGUACGGCAAGAACCCCGGCCUCAACUGGAAGCACAAGGACGCUGCCAUCUUUCUUGUGACAUCACUGGCUUCCAAGGCACAGACACAGAAGCAUGGAAUAACUCAAGCCAAUGAACUGGUGAACGUCACAGAGUUCUUUGUGAACCACAUUCUCACCGACCUGAAGUCACGAAACAUUAACGAGUUUCCAGUAUUGAAGACUGAUGCUAUUAAAUAUGUCAUGAUCUUCAGGAGUCAGCUCCCGAAAGAGCACCUCCUCCAGGCUGUCCCACUGCUGUUGGCUCACCUGGAGGCGGAGAGCACAGUGGAGCACACCUACGCUGCUCACGCCCUGGAGAGGCUGUUCACCAUGAGAGGCCCCGACUCCACUACCCUUAUCACACCUGGGGAGAUGGCCCCUUUUACAGAACCGCUGCUCAACAACCUGUUCAAGGCCCUGGCGCUGCCUGGCUCCACAGAGAACGAGUACAUCAUGAAAGCAAUCAUGCGAAGCUUCUCCCUCCUUCAAGACGCCGUAGUUCCAUACGUGCCCACUCUGAUUGGUCAGCUCACUCACAAGCUCCUCCUUGUUAGCAAGAACCCCAGCAAGCCUCACUUUAACCACUACCUGUUUGAGUCCCUGUGCCUGUCCGUGAGGAUCACCUGUAAGGCCAACCCAGCUACAGCGGGCAGUUUUGAGGAGGCCCUGUUCCCCGUUUUCACCGAGAUCCUGCAGAACGACGUGCAGGAGUUUGUGCCGUACGUGUUCCAGGUGAUGUCCCUGUUGCUGGAGAUCCACACCGGCUCCACCACCUCCACCUACAUGGCCCUGUUCCCCCACCUCCUGCAGCCCGUGCUGUGGGAGCGCACGGGCAACAUCCCCCCGCUGGUGCGCCUCCUGCAGGCCUACCUGCUGAAAGGAGGCGCCGCCAUCGCUAGCUCCGCCGCGGACAAGAUACCAGGUCUGCUGGGGGUGUUCCAGAAGCUUCUUGCUUCCAAAGCCAAUGACCACCAGGGGUUCUACCUGCUCAACAGCAUCAUCGAACACAUGCCCCCAGAAUCCAUCACUCAGUACAGGAAGCAGAUCUUCAUUCUGCUGUUCCAAAGGCUGCAGAGCUCCAAAACCACCAAGUUCAUCAAGGGUUUCCUGGUCUUCAUCAGUCUGUACUGUGUGAAGUAUGGAGCUAUCGCCUUGCAGGAGAUAUUUGACAGCAUACAGCCAAAGAUGUUCGGCAUGGUGCUGGAGAAGAUCGUCAUUCCAGAGGUUCAGAAGGUGUCGGGCCAGGUGGACCGGAAGAUCUGUGCUGUUGGCAUCACCAAGAUUUUGACGGAAUGCCCAUCAAUGAUGGACACAGAAUACACCAAGCUCUGGCCUCCCCUACUGCAGGCUCUGAUUGGUCUAUUUGAGUUGCCUGAAGAUGACAGCACCCCUGACGAUGAGCAUUUCAUCGACAUCGAGGAAACCGCAGGAUACCAGACUGCCUUCUCUCAGCUGGCCUUUGCCGGGAAGAAGGAGCACGACCCCAUCGGUGACACCAUCACUAAUCCCAAAAUCAUGCUAGCACAGUCCCUGCACAAGCUGUCCACGGCCUGCCCAGGACGGGUCCCCUCCAUGUUGGGCACCAGCCUAAAUGCAGAGGCUCUGCAGUUCCUGCAGGGAUACCUCCAGGCAGCCAGUGUGCAGCUGGUGUAAUCGAGGAGAUGCUCCAACGCUCAUGACUAAGCACCGUCACUGGGAUCCCAGGAUGGAUUGGAUACAAAUGGACUACGGAGAGGAACAAAAAAAAUAUGGCAACUAUCAACUGAUCAUCGGCAGAGUAUCUGUCCUUCAGGACCUGGACUUGUACCGAGAGCUUCCACUUCCUGAGCACAUGGGGGAAAUCGUGCUUUCAGUGGAUCUGCAUAAUGGCCCAUCAGUCUUUUCCUUUGCAGCAUGAAAUAAGCCAUGCACAAACAUUAUGUACUUACUGUUUUCAGCAUUAAAUAAAAACAAUUGAACAUGGA
Conger conger (European conger) is the source of this 3379-nucleotide messenger RNA. RefSeq names its product exportin-2-like. Gene Ontology annotation, molecular function: nuclear export signal receptor activity; small GTPase binding. Gene Ontology annotation, biological process: protein import into nucleus; protein export from nucleus. NCBI's taxonomy places the organism in Eukaryota, Metazoa, Chordata, Actinopteri, Anguilliformes, Congridae. Bases 153 to 3068 code for a protein of 971 amino acids. The transcript is spliced from 25 exons. The record is from RefSeq and is a predicted model, not a curated record. Gene Ontology annotation, cellular component: cytosol; nuclear envelope.